Messenger RNA from Pteronotus mesoamericanus, 1538 nucleotides. RefSeq names its product nucleolar protein 3 (gene NOL3). Gene Ontology annotation, biological process: negative regulation of release of cytochrome c from mitochondria; negative regulation of intrinsic apoptotic signaling pathway; negative regulation of extrinsic apoptotic signaling pathway. Gene Ontology annotation, cellular component: mitochondrion. NCBI's taxonomy places the organism in Eukaryota, Metazoa, Chordata, Mammalia, Chiroptera, Mormoopidae. The record is from RefSeq and is a predicted model, not a curated record. The coding region runs from base 448 to 1134 and encodes 228 amino acids. Gene Ontology annotation, molecular function: death receptor binding; cysteine-type endopeptidase inhibitor activity involved in apoptotic process; caspase binding. The transcript is spliced from 4 exons.
CCCACCGCACCCCCGCCCAGCCCUUUCUGCCUCGUCAUCUCCUACCCCGCCAAGGCUCGACCGGUGAGUGGGGCCCUCCGAGCGCACCGGACCGGGAGCCCCACUCCACCCGGCUGGGGUAGGGAAGAAAACUGAGACCGGGCGGAAUCUGUGCGCCCACCCGCGGCGCUCUAAGGUCUGUGAGCUCCGCCCCUUCGCAGGAGUUUAACUCUGGGCUCCGGUGUAGGGGAGAUAAGGGAAGCUUGUGGUCGCACCUGGGCAAAGGCUCCCGCAGUUUCCCACGCCGCUCGCUCCCUAGCGAAAGACCCCGCGGAAGCCAGGUGGGGAGGGGGAGCCGAGACCCCCCUCCACGCCUCAGACUUGGAGCUGCCUGGUGCCCCGGGAAGGAUCUGACCCGUGACCCACCCUUGAAGGACUGGCUGGGACACAACUUCGGCAUCCCCCACAAUGGGCAACGCGCAGGAGAGACCGUCAGAGACUAUUGACCGGGAGCGGAAACGCCUGGUAGAGACGCUGCAGGCGGACUCUGGGCUGCUGCUGGACGCGCUACUGGCGCGGGGCGUGCUCACUGGGCCGGAGUACGAGGCAUUGGAUGCGCUGCCUGAUGCCGAGCGCAGAGUGCGCCGCUUGCUGCUGCUAGUACAGAGCAAGGGCGAGGCCGCCUGCCAGGAGCUGCUGCGCUGCGCCCAGCGCACUGCGCGCGUGCCCGACCCUGCCUGGGACUGGCAGCACGUGGGCACUGGCUACCGGGAACGCAGCUAUGACCCUCCAUGCCCAGGGCACUGGACACCUGAGGCAGCCGGCUCAGGGACCCCAUGCCCUGGGCUACCCAGAACUUCACAUUGCGAUGAGACCGGAGGUCCAGAGAGCUCCGAGGCAGUGCAAUCCGGAUCCCUCGAGGAGCCCGAGACAGAGCUAGAAGCUGAGGCCUCUGAAGGGGCAGAGCCAGAGUUGGAACUGCAAAUGGAUCCAGAACCAGAGGCAGAACCAGAGCCUGAACUAGAGCCAGAGCCAGAGCCAGAGCCAGAGUUGGACCCGGAUCCAGAGCCUGACCUAGAGCCUGAGCCCGAACCAGAGCCGGAGCCAGAGCCGGAGCCAGACUGCGAGGCAGGAGAUGAAUCUGAAGAUUCCUGAUGGCCAGAUCGCUGAAGGGCCACCCCUCAUCAAAGCCAAAUGGGACCCGGAUCCUGCCAUGGCAGAGUUGGAUUACCACCAAGGCUCCACCUGGCCUGGUAUUCACUGAAAGUGAAUAAACUCUGGAGGGUCAGUCUGGGCGCCCUAUGAUUCUGGCUCUUUGCCAAAAAAUAAAGGUGACCUGGGGAGCCCGGUGCCCCAUCACCUAGCCCUAUUUUGUCAACAGCUCAAGCUGCAUCUCUGGAGAUCCAGGAUCCAGGAGCCCAGUGUGAUUAAGGGUCUGACUUGGGCGCUUUUAUCUUCCUAAACCAUUUGGGGGCAUGUGUUGUCACCAGCUCUAUUCCAUGGAAGCCCCUGGGCCUGGCACAGAAAGCCAGGGAAGGAGAAUUUUUCUCCACUGGGCG